Messenger RNA from Trichoderma asperellum CBS 433.97, 3390 nucleotides. RefSeq lists its product as uncharacterized. Gene Ontology annotation, cellular component: nucleus. Lineage: Eukaryota; Fungi; Ascomycota; Sordariomycetes; Hypocreales; Hypocreaceae. The record is from RefSeq and is a predicted model, not a curated record. Gene Ontology annotation, molecular function: histone deacetylase activity.
AUGGCGUCUCCGCCCAAUGCAGCGCCGCCACGGCGUGCAGCAGCGCCAGCCUCCAGGAGCGACGACGCACAGUCACUGAGCCAGCUGUCACUGUCACUGACGCCGGGCCCGCGAUCCCCAGGAUUGCCCUCGACCCCGUCGACGCCGCUGCCUUUAAAUGAAUCUUCUCGCCAUGCCUCUCCCUCGUCCAGAGGCACUCCCACUCCCUCGCUCAGUCCCUCGGGCAGAGAAUCGCGAGCCGGAACUCCCACCCUCGUCCGCAAAGCCUCGAUGAACUCCCUGCACUCGGCAAAUGGCGUUGGCCCCUCGCGGUCUCUGUCCAGGCGCUCCAGCCUUGGGCAGGUUGUUUCACCGGGCUUGAGAGCGUCGUUUGGCAUGCCGAGCUUCGAGCCUGAAUGGCGUCCGCCUCUGACGCCAAACUCUGUGGCGAGCGGCCAUUUCAAAGACGAGCUGGAGGCUCAUCAUGGUCCUGUAUCGACGCUCCACACCGAGACGGUGGUGAUUCUUAAUGACGCCGUCUACGGCCACCGGUUUUCCCGCCCGCGCACCCCCAAGAGUGCAUUAAGCACCAUUGUGGAGCGGCCCGAGCGAAUCAAGGCCAGUGUCUUGGGCGUGUCCACAGCUUAUGUGCGUCUUGGAGAGCGCCACAACGAUGGAGCGCUGCCUAUCCUACCCAAAGGAAAUGUGCACCUGCUGCCUAGUAUCCCCUUUCGCAUUCACAAGACUGACCGGAGGCUGCCGUUGUUGUCCCCCGCGGUCACAAACGUUCAUGGAACGAAAUGGAUGGAGGAGCUCAAGACUAUGUGCGAGUCCGCCGAGGAGGUGCUGGCUCGUGGAGGAAAGGAGCUACAGAGGCCUACUAUAACUCGAGGCCCAGACCAUGCCGCACCAGAAAAGCUUCAUGAAGGUGAUUUGUAUCUUUGUCCCGAGUCACUAGAUGCGAUUGAGGGUGCUUUGGGCGCUGUGUGUGAGGGUGUCGAUGCUGUUUUCUCUGCUGGACCAAGACGAGCAUUCGUUGCCGUCCGGCCUCCGGGCCACCAUUGCUCUGAUAAUCUCCCAUCUGGCUUCUGCUGGGUGAACAAUGUCCAUGUCGGAAUCAUGCAUGGUAUCCUCAACCAUGGUUUGACGCACGCCGCCAUCAUCGACUUUGACUUACACCAUGGAGAUGGGUCUCAAUCCAUUGCGUGGGCGCACAACUCGCGAGCCAUGGCUGCCACCAAAAAUCAUUCCGCCUGGAAAAAGACGUCAAUAGGCUAUUUUAGCUUGCACGACAUCAACUCUUACCCUUGUGAGAACGGUGAUGACGACAAGAUCAAGAACGCAAGUAUUUGUAUUGAGAAUGCUCAUGGACAAAACGUUUGGAACACCCAUCUCCAGCCGUGGAAAACGGUUGAGGAAUUCUGGCAUCUCUAUGAAACAAAGUACACGAUACUUCUGGACAAGGCUCGCAGCUAUCUCAAGGGUCAGGCAGAGAGGCUACAAGAUGCAGGACUCAGCCCUCGGGCUGUCAUCUUUCUCUCUGCAGGGUUCGAUGCCAGCGAAUGGGAGAGUGCCGGAAUGCAGCGUCACAAAGUCAACGUACCUACCGAGUUCUACGCACGGCUAACCCAAGACAUCGUUCGACUUGCCGCAGAGGAAGGCCUUGCUGUUGACGGUCGCAUCGUCAGUGUCUUGGAGGGUGGCUAUAGCGACAGAGCCCUGACCGCGGGCAUCUUCAGCCAUCUGAGCGGUCUUGUUGGCAAGCAAAAUCUACCUCGACAGGGGGGCCUCUCUUUUACGGAUGGUGCGUACGACGAGGAUGGCGAGCGUGUUGUUCAACCGCUUGGUUCGAUUAACCCGUACGAUCCCUCUUGGUGGACGGCUGAUGAACUUGAAAAGUUGGAAGCCAUAGUUGCGCAGCUUGAUGCGACACCAAAGAAGCCGCGUUUGUCUCCUACUCCAACAUAUUGCUCUCCAACCCAAGCUUCCACGGCGAGGGCAGUGAACCCUCUCAAAAUGCAGCGAAGCAUGUCGUCUCUUAUCAACAGAUCGACCGUCUCAAGUCGAUCUCCAUCUCCAUCACCCCCUGAUGUUUCCUGGAUGGUUGCUGCCAAGGAGCUUUCAAAGCUUCUUAUACCGCGAGAUCGCCAAACUGAGAGUGCUACGUUUGAAGAUCUGAACCCAGAGGCAACUCGCGUACGACGCGAGAGAGCAUUAUCUGGCGCAACAGACCUUGAUCGGCCAACAUCGAGAAUGUCGCUUCGUGAACGUAAGCCUAGAGCUAUUGACCCUAUCCAAGAACAAGAGGAGACUCGGCAGAUGAGAGACCGGGGAAAGAAUGUGGCCGUUUCGACGAUUGCUGCAGAAAAGGCAACAGCUCGUGGUCAGACACCGCAGCCUCUUGUUGGUCUAGUUCCAAAGAAGAGCAAUCGACGCCUUACUACCUCGUCAGUCGUCCCUACACAGCAGCGCAGCGUCUCUCGCUCUGCACCAAUCAGCGAGGAAAUGCCGCUUCGCCCUGCAACAUCAGCAGGCCCCGUCUCAGGGAGGCCUAUUUCAGUUGCAGACAGCCACUCCCAGAGCCUCAGACCUUCUGGGAGAAUCACUGUUAGCAGGUCACGGCCGACUACUGCGCACGGGGAAGCGGCUCUCAGAUCGCCCAUGCUUGAGGCCGGAAGGGAGACAACUGCAGAGAGAGCUCCGCAAUCUGCGGCGUCAAGGCUGGACGCUACUAUUAACAACAUGGAUACGAUCACCCAAGGGAUCAAGAAGAUCAAGAUCAACUUGAUCACUCAGUCACAAAAGGAAGCCCGAGAGAAGGCCCGGCUUGAGGCUGAGCAAGCCCAAGCCGCAGCCCAAGCCGCAGUCGCUAAAUCACCACGAACUUCGUCUGCUGGCACUAACAGAUCCGUAGAGUCUGGUGGCCUAAAGACUCCCAACAGCACUUCUGGCCGUAGAUCUACUGUUUCUGCCACAUCUCCGGAUAGUACCCUGCCGGCACUGACCUCUGAAAGUGGCCUAUCAACACCCAAUAUGGAGCACUUUACACCGAGAACAGUGUCUCCGGAGGCAAGGCAAGCGGUUCCAAAUAUGAGCUCUCCUCGGUCGAGCCAAGCGGCGGAAGAAACGUCCGAUUUUUUUGUGCCAUAUCAGCCCGGAGGGCCACCCCCCGUUCCCAUUGCUUCUCAAGAGCCACUGAAGUGGCUUCCUCCUACCCUUCCCGCCGGUGCCCCAGUUGCUGCGCCUACCCUUAAGAAAAAGAACAGCGCUCUAUUCCAAUAUGGCGGCAGCGGAAGCAUUCCCUUUGCGCCCAGGCUGGCGAGCCAACCCACCUCUUCGUCACAGCCCAAGGUUCAUAGAAAACCUAGUGGACCCAUCAGGGGAGUCCCCAGAUCUCCGCCAAAGAAAUAA